Molecule: messenger RNA, 2085 nt
Organism: Trichomonas vaginalis G3
Lineage: Eukaryota; Parabasalia; Trichomonadida; Trichomonadidae
Product: DNA/RNA polymerase superfamily
Exons: 1
Coding region: 1-2085 (694 amino acids)
Source: RefSeq, a predicted model, not a curated record
AUGUUAAAUGUUAAUAUUGAUUUCUAUUAUUGUGAUCCUCAACCAGAAGACGUGGACAUAAAUAAGGUAGACUUUCCAUUAGUGGAAUCAAUAAUGAUAGAUCCAGAAUUUGAAACAGUAAAUAUUUUAUUAACACAGAGUCCAUGUGGAAAACUUCACGCUGACAGAAUAACAGACGUUGAAGCACUCACCGGCUAUAAAGUUUGUCUAUAUUGUAAAGAAGAAGUUUAUUCUAUCCGUGAUGAUCCAGAAAGGAAAAACCAAAGAAGAUUUUUAAAGCAUUGUGAGAAAUGUAAAGAAAAUAAUGGAAGAUUAAUUCAAGACGUUCAAUUGCAAAAGACCCAGCAACCAUAUGCACCACAUAUUACGAAACAGAAGAUAUAUCAGUGGUUAUUAGCUCACAAUUUGCAGAAAUAUUAUAAACCGACAAGAUAUUAUAUUACUUUUGACUUUGAAACAUUAGAGACUAAAGAAGAAUUACAACUUUCUGAGUGUGCAACUUUGAACGCUUACUUAAAACCAUUCAUGGUAUCAUCAACGGUUAAAUUAAACGAUAAAACAUAUACGAGGAAUUUUUGCUUAACUUCGAGUGAUUCUUUUAUUUCUGAUUGGAUUGAGUUUUUAUUUUCAACCUGUUCAUUAGUUGUUGAAUCAAAUAUGAGUCAAUACAAUGAAUUAUUGAAGUCGCAAACGGCGGGGACUUUGUCCCAUACAUUAAAUGAAAAACAGAAGGAAGCAUUUAAAGAACUUCUAGAUGAGGAAUUCAAUAAAGUGAAUAUCAUAGGUUUUAAUUCGGGAAAGUUUGAUUUAAAUUUAAUUCUUCGUGAUUUAAACACUGCAAAAUGGAAAAUAAAAUCAAUGCUGGGUUCAUCUUCACAAUUUAAGCAAAUCAUUGUAAAGAAAACAAACGCUCCAUAUGAAUUGAGAUUUAUUGACAUCAGAAAUUAUAUAGCGGGUGGGACAUUAGACCAAUUCACUCAAGAUUUCGGAAACAAUAAAUCACGUGUUAAAUCCUUUUUCCCUUAUCAAUUUAUCACAUGGGAGAAUUCCGAAGAAGAAUUAUAUAAAGAGGAACCAUUCACGAAAGAUUCAUUUUAUUCAGCAUUAACUCAAGAAACUAUAUCAGAUAGUGAUUAUCAAAUAUAUCUCAAUGAUGCUAAAAAUUUUAAGAAUAGAUUAGAAUAUUUUAUUCAUUAUUGCAAUAAAGAUGUUGAAAUUAUGAUUGACCCAAUCGAUAAAAUUAUUGAAGAAACAUUUGUUUAUAAAAUUGAUAUGCUUCAUAAUCUUUCUUUAUCAUCGAAUGCUUCAAUGAUUCGUUACGCUUUAGCAUAUAAAGACUUUAAUCCUAAUGAAAAAUAUCCUGAGGAAGAGAUAGAAUCAAGUUUUGAAUUAACGAAAAAGUAUUGGAAAUAUAAAAUUGAAUCAUAUAAGAAACAAGAUGAAAAAGCAGAAAGGGAUACUAAAAAUAAUGUUUCAAUGGAUGAUUUUCAAUACUAUCACGAUUUAAUCCUUUCAUCUAAAUGCAAAAUGUGUGGUAAAGCGUUUACAUAUGCAAAUAAACCAACAUUGGAUAGAAUCGAUAAUGAAAAACCACAUACCAAAGAAAAUUGUCAGUUAAUGUGUUGUUAUUGCAAUGUCGUAAAAUCAAAUAAAGAUGAAGAUGUUCAACGUUUAAGAAUCAAUUUAAGAAAUUACGCAUUAAAAAAUAAUUUACCAAUGACUUUAGAUUCAGUUGAAGCUUAUCACAUUCUCCAUAAUGGAAUUACUGGUGGUUUAUCAAAUGUUCAACAUAGAGUAAAUCUUAAAGGAAUCACGCACAUUAAUAAACUUUCAUAUAAUCCAGAAACUAAAACUGUAUCAAAUGAGGACACUUCCAACAUCAUGACUCAUUUCGUUGGUGUUGAUUUUAAUUCAUUAUAUCCUUCAUCAUUUUCAUCUAAUCCUCAUGAUUUCAUUCAAUAUACUGACCAUAAAAUGUAUAUGCCGGGAAGAUUGAAUGGUGUUAUCAUUUGUGAUACAGCAACAAAGAAAGCAAAAGCACUGGGAAUAAUUAAGAAGAAAAUACUUUAUUCGUGGCUGAAGUAA